AUGGCUACGGCCAGCAAGGGCAGCAAGGCCAAGGGGGGGGCUGUGCGCUUCGCCCCCAGCCAGCCCUCCGAGGGGGCCCAUGGCCAUGUCCACUUCGACGAGAAGCUCCACGACUCGGUUGUGAUGGUGACACAGGAGAAGGAUGGCAGCUUCCUCGUCAAGGUGGGAUUCCUGAAGAUCCUCCACAAGUAUGAGAUCACCUUCCUCCUGCCCCUGGUGCAGAGGCUGGGGAAGGAGGUCUGUGCUGUCCCCUUCCCCAACCCCAACCUCCGAGUCAUCAGUGUCACCCCUGUGCCAGAAGGUUACAGCGUGAAGUGUGAGUACACAGCACACAAGGAGGGUGUCCUGAAGGAGGAGAUGGUCCUGGCCAGUGAGACCAGCGAGGGUGCCUCUCUCAAGGUGGUGGUUCAAGCCCGUGUCAUGGACCGGCACCACGGCACGCCGAUGCUGCUGGACGGGGUGCGCUGCGUGGGCGCCGAGCUGGAGUACGACUCGGAGCAGAGCGACUGGCACGGCUUCGACUAGACCCUGCCCUCCUGCU
Messenger RNA from Indicator indicator, 541 nucleotides. RefSeq names its product adipose secreted signaling protein (gene ADISSP). Bases 1 to 525 code for a protein of 174 amino acids. The transcript has 5 exons. The record is from RefSeq and is a predicted model, not a curated record. Lineage: Eukaryota; Metazoa; Chordata; Aves; Piciformes; Indicatoridae.